Messenger RNA from Agrilus planipennis (emerald ash borer), 1853 nucleotides. Its product is annotated as E3 ubiquitin-protein ligase RNF8-like. Gene Ontology annotation, biological process: protein K48-linked ubiquitination; double-strand break repair; ubiquitin-dependent protein catabolic process. Gene Ontology annotation, molecular function: ubiquitin protein ligase activity; metal ion binding; histone binding. Bases 130 to 1827 code for a protein of 565 amino acids. Gene Ontology annotation, cellular component: site of double-strand break; ubiquitin ligase complex; cytosol. The transcript is spliced from 5 exons. The record is from RefSeq and is a predicted model, not a curated record. NCBI's taxonomy places the organism in Eukaryota, Metazoa, Arthropoda, Insecta, Coleoptera, Buprestidae.
GCAUUACUAUCUGUUGCUAACUUAUCAGUUAUUUGGUUUUCAAAAGUCUAACGUCUUGUUUUUCUGAAUGGUCAUAUCGAACUAUUGUCUAUUCUGUGAUUUUUUAAAAUUUAUCAUAUUGUAAAAAACAUGGAGAAGGCAAUAUUAACCAAUUAUGGUACCAGUAAAGCGUUUAGUACGCCAAUAGUUCUGUCUAAUGAGAAGUAUGGUUUAGGACGUGGUCUUCAAAAUGAUUGCGUUUUUGACGAUGUCUCAAUUUCGAGAAAUCAUUGUACAAUAGAGAAAAGUGGAAAAGAAUGGAUUGUUAUUGACAGAAGUUCAAAUGGCACGUUGGUAAAUGGAAUUCUCGUGGGUAGAUUAAAAGCUCAUGUACUUCAAAACGGCGAUGUCGUCACACUUGGAAGCAAUACACAAUUUCAAUUUAUCAAAAGAAACAGUGCACCUGAACCAGUUACUGAAAGCAAUAAAAGCUCUUUAUCUGAAGAAGAAAUUAUCAAUAUUACAGAUGCUACAUUAACAAAAGUUGAACAGCCGAAUUUACGAUUAUCCCCAAGCUUAGAAGAUGAAUUUAACAUUCCUAUGGACGUAGAAGGUAAUUCAAACAUUGAUAAGCAUAUCACAAACGAAAAUAAUUCUUCGGUCAAAUCUGGCACUGUUAAUGAAUCUAACCAUAAGUCCCAACUUCCACAUUGCAUAGAACAUAAAGUAAAUAUGACAUCAACUUCUGAUGUGCCAAAAACAACACUAAUUUCCAUUAAUCCAACUAGUUACAAAGGGUUUUUUAGUUCUUUUGUGAUUAAUAGUAAUGUUAACAAAAAAAGUAUUACUCUGCCAUCUAUAUCUCAACCAAGUUUUGCUCAAAAUACCCUACCAGGUGCAACUGCAACAACAUCGACUGCUAUACCAUCCUGGCUUAUCGGAGUGGUAUCACAGAAAGUAAAUCAACAGUCUCAAAAGUCUAAAUGCUCUAUAACUAAGAGUCCAAAAAGUGCUAGAUUAAAAUCAUCAAUCACAUCUCCCCCAAAAACCUACUCGAAUACUAAAAAGGGCUCAAAGAAAAAGAGUACAGAGGCAAAUGAUCAACCCAGUUGCUCAAAAGAUUUUCCUCAGGCUAAAGUUGAAUCUAGAAAUGCUGAAGGAAUAAAGGAGAAUAUUCCAAAAGAUUUGCCUCAGGCUAAAGAUGAAUUGAAAAAUGUUAACGACAUAAAGGAGAAGAUUACAAAAGAGGACACAGAACCAAAACCUGGGUGUUCUAAAUCAUCUGAGACCAAAUUACAUGCAGUACAAGAUGAACUACAAUGUAUCAUAUGUACAGAAAUGUUCAUAAAAGCCGUAACAUUAUCCUGCUCUCAUACAUUCUGCAAAUUUUGCAUUGAUGAGUGGAAAAAGAAAAAGACUGCUUGUCCAAUCUGCCGAGCACCAAUAUGUAGUAUUCUUCCCACAUUGGUGAUUGACAGCUUUAUUGAAAAGAUCCUAGAAAAUGCUGACGAAGAAACAAAACUUCAAAGAUCUAAACUAAUAGCUGACAGGGAAUCCCAACAGGCAUCAGGAUCGAAAGAUUAUAGAGGUAAAGAAAAAUCUGCUACAGAUGUUUUCGACGAAGCAUUCGCCCAUGAUGCCAUCAUUUUGAGUUCUGACAGUGAUAUGAAUUCAUACGAUUCUGAUGCUGAAACUAUGAGUUACUACGACGAUGAUAGUGAUAACGGACGCAUCCUACGUAUGCAGCGUUUGAGAAAUAAUUUUGUGGAUCGAGUUAAAGAACACUUGGAACGAUCGUUGUACAACCAGAUUCAACUCAUUUCAAUAUUAAAUGAUACAUUGUAUUAGAGAAUAAAAACAGUAAUUAUUGCAGU